Molecule: messenger RNA, 1998 nt
Organism: Leishmania major strain Friedlin
Lineage: Eukaryota; Euglenozoa; Kinetoplastea; Trypanosomatida; Trypanosomatidae
Exons: 1
Coding region: 1-1998 (665 amino acids)
Source: RefSeq, a predicted model, not a curated record
AUGCAGAUGCGGCGCGACGCGCUGGGGAAUGGUAAAGCCUUAGAGUUCGCGAAAGAGCUUUCUCUCGCAUACAAGCAGGUGAUACAGGCAACACAGCAUAUUGGGAAACAGCGCCAAGCACUCACCGGCUGCACGGAUCUGUCUGUGAAGACAAGGGAGUGGGCGGCUGCCGAGCAUGACAUUGCUGGUGCCCUGGAAAAAUAUGGAGCUGCACCCUACUGGGUGGAGCAGCGGGGCUGGCGUCCUGGUCGCCUUCAGUCCUUUGAGGCUGCCCACUCGCGCGCUAGUAGUGGCACCGAAGUGUCGUAUUUAUGUAGCCGUCUGCGCGGCUACGUAAAGGCCGCGUUUACCGCGCACGUCACAAAGCCGCCGAAACUGAAUGCGUCGGAGGUAGAUGUGGCGGAGUUGCUCACUUUUUUCACAGGUAGUGGCGAUGGGGCCCUCGUGGUGGAGGUGGCGCUAGCCAAGUUUUUCGUUGUUGAGAACAUGCACGUGAGAGCCCCUGAGCUGUGGGUGAUGAACUACUUGUUACACUGCUACGGCGUCGAGGAGGGUAUCAUGCUGGCGCACGAGGCAGAUGUAGUUGAUGGCGGAUUCAAGCAGCAGGGCGGCGGCGCCUUUGAAGAGCAGUUUCUAAUACAGAAGAACAUAUGGGCGGUUUCCCAGGUCCUCGUGCCGCAUUGCUACGCCGUAACGCGCUGUGACGAGGCGACAGCCAAGGCUGGGGUGGAGGCCUGUGUUCGCUGCGAAGGGACUGAGGGGCAGGGGACAGAGGGCGCAUUUCCAACGUGGCCGGGGACGCCGCCAGCCUCUCUUCCGCCGGCGUACCGUCUUGCGCGCAGCGUGAACGACUACGGGAAAGAGGCUGGUGAGGAUAAAACAAGCCGCAUUAUUGGUGAGCUUGAUGGUGUGAUCUAUGAUGCCUCCGCCCGCCAGGUUUUGUUGGUGCUGGAGGCAAAGCAGAACAUUGAUGUAUGCAAGGCAUUCAAGCAGAAGGAACGCCUGUACAACGCGCUGGAUGCUACAAGGAAGACGUUGUCGCAGGCGUCUCAGGGGGCGGCGCUGACGGCUGUCCAGCUGUCGGCCGAAAAUGAGACCAAUACGGCAACUACCACUGCCGCAGGUCGGAACGCGACCCCCGCUGCAGAAGCCGCAUGCGCAGCCUCAACUAAGCUGCACACCGAUCCGGUGGUGCUUCGCUUUUUCGUGACUCCGACACCAGCUGCGGAAGCAGCACGCGAAAACUUCUCCGUGAAUGGAUGCUCGCUGGUGACCGGUGUGGGCGCCGAGCCCGCUGCGAACUUCCAAGACAUGCGGAAUUCUGGUGACAUGGCCUCGGCGGCUGCGCCACCCGUUCGCUCAAAGGCAGCUGCAGCUCGCCUCGCGACUGCUGGUAACCCCUUUUUCACACAAGACAACUUUGCCGCCUUCUUUGGGGCAACUGCGAGUGCGGUGCAAGGUGAUUCCACGGCACCGUCUCCGACUCCAACGAGAAGCGAUAGCAUGACGCCUCGACAUUUGGGACGAGAUCAGCGAUGGAUUUAUCUAACCUCCUUGUCCACGGGGAACUCCCCUGGUGCGAGAACCACAGUGCCUGCACCUGGUGGUACCAUACACAUGGUUGAGCUGACGCUUGUCAAGACUGCGUGCAACUUUGUCGCUGAAGCAUACGACAGCUACUUCCAAAUAAGCACGCUUCCACCGACUGCGACGCCGGCUCUGCAGUCUCUCGUGUCAGCUAUGCGGGUGUGUUCUGCUUACGCGCCCGAAACAGAGCCAAUGGCUCUUUUUCAUCUCUUUCUUGAGCUGCCCCCGCAGGAGUGCAUCAGCGCCCGUGCAGAGACAGCGGCGGUGAGCCGGUCGGAUCCUUGCGAGUAUGUCCUUCAUCUGUUCCGCCAUGACGUCCGGUGCAAAGACGGCGCAGCAGCUCUCGAGCAGGUAUGGCUGCGAGAGAACUUCAUUGAUGGCCUUGUUUUGUCCGAGCACUCCUUCAUCUGA